This is a messenger RNA of Sitodiplosis mosellana (orange wheat blossom midge), 2059 nucleotides long. RefSeq names its product putative fatty acyl-CoA reductase CG5065. The transcript is spliced from 6 exons. Gene Ontology annotation, biological process: long-chain fatty-acyl-CoA metabolic process. Lineage: Eukaryota; Metazoa; Arthropoda; Insecta; Diptera; Cecidomyiidae. The record is from RefSeq and is a predicted model, not a curated record. Gene Ontology annotation, molecular function: alcohol-forming very long-chain fatty acyl-CoA reductase (NADP+) activity. Gene Ontology annotation, cellular component: peroxisome. The coding region runs from base 377 to 1999 and encodes 540 amino acids.
AACGGUGAAGAGAAAAAAAAAUGCAAUUCAAGUGAAACAUACAUACAGUGUUUUGAGUUCGAUAAGCUGCAGAUCACAACAGUGUCGAAAUCGAUUGACUAGAUUGAUACACGGAAAUUGAUUUGAUUCUACACAUAUAACACGUACGAGACAUAUUCACUUCCUGGAUUGGUACACAUAUUUUCAGUUGCAUUGAGCCGUACAUCACUUUUCUGCAUCUCGUUGCGAUUCGAACGCCGUGCGCGCGCUCACACGUUCACGCUCACGCAUACACGUCUUGCGACAAUAUAACCCAGCAUUAAAAAGGGAAGAAAAAAAACAUCAAUUGCGUUGUACUUCGAACUCCCCGAGAUAAAGAGAAGAAAAACCGGUCAGAAUGCGUGUGCGCGAUGAACAAAGUCUCGAAACAACAUCCAAAGUGAUCAAUGCGGAAUUUCAGAAGGCACGCUGGUGUCUUCGUCCCGACACCAACAACAAUGACACCAAUAAUAAUGAAUUACUCACUGGCGAUGACUUAUCCAUUGAUCGAUCAUCCAUCAAAUCGUUUUAUCGCAAUGCCUGCAUUCUGGUCACUGGUGGCACCGGUUUCGUUGGCAAAGUCUUACUCGAAAAAUUGCUGAGAACGUGCGACUCGUUGCAAUGCAUUUACGUGCUGCUGCGCUCAAAACGUGAACUAAGUAGUGAAGAAAGAUACCAUGAACUCAUUCGGAAUCCGGUAUUUGAUCGAAUUCGUGAAUCGUAUCCGGAGCGGCUGCAAAAAAUCAUAUUCAUUGCCGGUGACAUUUCGAAAGCAAAUAUCGGCGUUUCCAAUGCCGAUCUGCAAAUGCUCAAGGAGAAUGUGAACAUUGUUUUCCAUUCGGCGGCAACCGUGCGAUUCGAUCAGAGCAUAAAGGAAGCGGUCAAUUUGAAUACGCUUGGCAGUAUGCGACUUUGGGAUUUAUGUGCUCAAAUGCAAAAACUACGUAGCAUCAUACACGUAUCGACUGCGUACACCAAUCCAACAUGUUCGAAUGUAGGUGAACAAGUAUACCCGCCAAAAGUGGCUAUGGAUUUGAAUACGUUCAUUAAAUGCGCCGAUGCAUUGCCAGAAGAUUUGGUUGUUAAAAUUGCCACUCAUUUACAAGGGAGUCAUCCGAAUACAUACACAAUCACAAAAUCGAUGGCUGAACAAAUGGCAACGGAAUAUCACCACAAAUUACCCAUAACAAUCGUACGGCCAUCGAUAGUAACCUGUUCAUUAGCGGAGCCAUAUCCUGGAUGGGUUGAUAAUGUGAACGGAAUAACUGGCAUCAUUAUGGAAAUUGGACGUGGAACGCUGAGCAGCAUCAUGUGCGACAAUCGACUGGUGCUCGAUGUCAUUCCCGUCGACAUCGCGUGCAAUAUGAUUAUAACAGCCGCUUGGCUAAGCUACUUUAAGCCAAGCCCAAACAUUCGUGUGUACAACUGUAUAUCGGGUCAGUUGAACCGAUUGGAUUGGGAGACGUGUCGUCGAAAAGUGUUAAAAUAUUCACGUAUUUAUCCUAGCAAAUAUGUAAUGAUGUAUCCGAAUUUUUCAUAUCGAACCAAUCGAUUCGUACACCUUUUCUAUGAGAUUUUUUUGCACUUUUUGCCGGCCUAUUUGUACGAUUUCAUACUUCGGUACAAGGGAAUGAAACCGAUCAUGUUCAAAAUUGCCAGACGAUACAAAACGGCUGCGGAUACUGGGGAAUUUUUUGCAAUGCAUGAAUAUAAUUUCGCCGUGGAAAAUGUAAAAGAUUUAUUGCAUGAGAUUUCGAAUGCGGACGAUGGAGAUGAAUUUAAGUGUGAUGUCAAGCAGCUGGAUUGGGAUGAAUAUUUGAAGAGCUAUGUGUGUGGUAUUCGAAAAUACAUUCUCAAAGAUGAUGAUUCCACCUUGGAACGAUCACGUCGCACCCUUAAAAGAUUGUACGCGCUCAAGCUUAUCCUACAAACCUUAUUUUUCGGCACAAUUGGAUUUAUCAUUUACAAAAUACUUUUCUAAAAGCACUAAAAAAAAUACUCUCAGCAUUCUCUUAUUCAAAAAUGUCUUCUAAACGCGAAU